Molecule: messenger RNA, 596 nt
Organism: Jatropha curcas
Lineage: Eukaryota; Viridiplantae; Streptophyta; Magnoliopsida; Malpighiales; Euphorbiaceae
Product: remorin
Source: RefSeq, a predicted model, not a curated record
AUGGCGGAGGAGAAGCCAAAAACAGCUGAAUCUAAGGAUGUCUCUGUGCCUAUACUAGCUGAAGAGCAGAAAGAAAUGGUUGAAGAAAGAGAAAUUGUUGCUCAAAAACCGAAUGACAAAGAAAAUGAGCUUGCAAAGAUUGAAUGGGAUAAAAGAUAUGCUUUAAUCAAGGCAUGGGAAGAAACUGAAAAGGCUAAAGUGGAGAACAAGACUUACAAAAAGCUCUCUGCCCUUGGAUCAUGGGAAACAAACCAGAAAGCAGUUUUAGAAUCACAAAUAAGGCAACAUGAGGAAAAAUUAGAAAGGAAGAAAGUCGAAUUUGCAGAAAAAAUGACGAACAAAAUAGCAGAGAUCCAAAAAGAAGCAGAGGAGAGAAAAACAAUGAUUGAAGCAAAGAGAGGCCAAGAUUUUCUUAAAGUAGAGGAAAAUGCAGCAAGAUACCAUUCUCUUGGAUAUCUACCAAGAAGGUCUCUUAUAUGCUUUGCCACCUGAAAUGUUAACUGCGAAAAAUUUUUGUUUUUGCCUCUCUUCAGUUUAUUUUUUCAUGUCUCAGCAAAUUAAUUCUGGUUCUGCGUCUUUUACAUAUCCAUAGAGCA